AUAAACAUUUGGCUAACGGCUAAAUGCUACACCAGAGAGCUUGCAAAGGGGCGAACGCGCUGCGCCAAGAGUACAUUCACAUCCGGCCAAAUUUGUUAGUUCGUUGUAAUUUAAAGAACGGAGGUUCGCGGGUCACAGAGAGUCGAACCGACGAAGAUGUUGAGGCGUCUGGCGCCGGGAAAAGGAGCUCGUUAACACCGUGGUGAGUGCCUGUCAAGGCACCUUGGUCCACCCUUGUUGGACCAUAGGGCAUUUUGCUGAACUAGCAUGAAGAUGGCUGAUUCAGAGAAAGCAGAGGAAUUUGUUGAUGCAGAGUGUCCGUCCGAGCGACUCGAUGAAGCACAGUCAGCUACCACGUCUUUCCAGGAUGAACAUCUAAAAACGGAGACCACCACAAGCACCAGUUCCCCACCAAGGGAAAAGGAGGAUGACAGCCCGUUGCACACAGAGGGCGACCAGUCUCUCCUCUCCAUGCCGUGUUUGAUGAAGGAGCUCCGCAGAGAUUCCCCCGAGUCGCAGCAGGCUUCCACAGGGAGCGAGAAACCAGCCUCCCGUCACAUCUACGAGAGCGACUCAUCCAACCCCUGUGUGCUUUCCCCCUCAUCUAGCGGCCACCUGGCCGACUCGGACACCUUGUCCUCUGGGGCGGAAGGCGCCGCCGACGGAGAGGAGGCGGAAACUAAAAUGGAAGGCGACACCAGCAAGGAAGCCGAACGGCAACCCAGCGGGAGGAAAUCCCGGCGGACGCGUUCGGAAAGCGAAGCCCCGCCCAACACCAUGGCGGCGAAAAAGAACCGUUGCCAGCUUGCAGUGGCGGGAGCCGCUGGGCUAGAAAAGCAAAUCAACGGCAAGCAGGCCAAGGUAAAAGGCCACCGCAGCCAGAAACACAAGGAGCGCAUGCGCCUGCUGCGGCAGAAGCGUGAGGCGGCCGCACGAAAGAAAUACAACCUGCUGCAGGACAGCAGUACCAGUGAUAGCGAACUCACAUGUGACUCGACCACCAGCUCAUCUGACGACGACGACGAUGACGACACUUCUGGAGGCAGCAAGACAAUCAAGACAGAUAUUCCAGCUGGAUUCAGAGGUGCGUCGGAGAGAUCCAGAGUGGGCGCCCACAUUCACGGGCUGCUGGACACCAGCGCGUGGGACAGGAACGGCAUCAGCAGCGUGCUGGAGGAGGCCAUGACACGCUUCGCCGUCAUGCAGCGCCAGACUGAAGAGCGCUUCCGUGUCUGGAUGGAAAAGCUUGCGCACCUCGACUCUGACGACUCAUCCAAGCGCUCAAGCGAUGUCCCCGAAGGUGGGCAGCUGCCACCACUGCACCAGGGAGCUCGACCUUCACCUGCUAGUUCCUUCUUACCGUCUUCGGAGUCUGCGGAGACAAUGGCCGCCUACAUGUUGGCGCGAGCGAACACCGCUACCGCCUCGCCUGUCAACAAUAACAACAUCAUACCUGAAGUAGUUACUCAUAAUGGAAACCUCGGUGGUGCUGAUCCAGGUCUCUUGAAUGUUUAAUGCCAUUUUGAACUGUGAUGUUACCCAUUAGGUAGGGCAAAGAAUCAUGCCAGGACAAUACGCCAACGGGAUUAACUGCUGGCUUGAAUCACUGUGAGAACUUGAGAACAUUUGCAAACCUGCACGGACCUUUUGCAUCCUCUUCCUUCUGCGGAAUCAAACGUUGGUGGUGACAUGGCCUGCCACACAACUCUUUAAAAAGAAAAAAACAAAACACUAUUAUUAAGCCCCAGACGUUUAGACUACUAAUGAUGUUUCAAUUAUUGCUUAUCCCAAAUAUACUGUGGCUCCUUAGACUUCAAACAGACCACCCCAAAAAGGUUCCACCUCUUGGGGGCAUGGCUUUAUAUUUUUUCAUGUCAUUCAUAAAAUAUGGCCGCUACAUACUGUGAGACUUCUGAAUCCAGGGGUUUGAGUUACACGAGUUGAAUUUGUUCCAUGACCAUGCUCGUAACUCAAUUAAUCAUGAAUCGGCUUUCCUCAUUUACAGUAUAAUUAUGGAAAUGCAAGCGUGCCACCUGGGUUUUGUGAUGGUUUUCUUUCACAAGAAAAAUGACUGACAUUAUACUUAAUAAAACCAUACAAUAUUAAUAAGGAAUGUCAAAUAUUUUAAAUAUAGCAAUAGUCAUUGCGAUUGUUUGACUCCUUAUGGUGUGUGUGCCUUUGCCACCUAAGGCAGAAUAAUUUGGAUAUACAUGGUGACAAACUCAAGAUGCAAUAUUUGUCGUUAUUUGCAGAUAAACACAACUUUGUUGUGUUGCUUGAUAUUGUUCCAGCCCCUCUUUUUUAAAUGCAAUUCUUUAAAAGGUUGUAAUACUGGUAAUUGCUAACCCAUCUUUAAAGUUUUACAUUGUUACCAUUAAGAAUAAGAUAAGCAAAUCUAUUUUACUUUAAACAGUCGUAAUUCUGUUUUAUGUUUCGUUUGGCCAGUAAACUUAAACUGAGGAAGGCAUUAAAAUGCUUGGAGGCUCUUUUUGGAUGAAUUAUUGAUUGAAAUGAGUUCAGUUCACUUCCACUUUUUGGCAUUUAUAUCUCUGAAUGACUAUCUCACAUAUCUCAAGGAAAACCGCAGAAGCACUGUUACAGAAUGCACCAAACAUUCAACUCUGUAAUGAUGUCUCAGUCACAUUUGCUUGGUCUUGAAAUGGCCUCCGUGGGUUGCCAACCCCUUGCGGAUGUUGCUUCCUCUGUUUUACUUUGACCCCCAACUGUACACUCACACUCCAGUCAAUUGUGCCGGUUUUACAAAAAUCUGUCAGCCGCUAAAAUAGCAUGGUGCCUUGAUAUCCAGUUUAAAUGCUGGCCUCAGCAUUAAUUUAUGAUUUUAAAAUAACGUUUACACUGUGCAUGUACAUCUGACAGCCUUUAUGACGGCCCCUACACAUCGAUUUACUCAAGUAUAAACUGUACUGACGUACUAGAGAUGUGCAGGUGGUCUGCCUUUUAAAUCAUACUUUUUCAUAAUAAGACUAGCCGUUUUGGAAUGGCCUUUUCCUGUUCCAAAAUAACUUGAAUCAGUGUGCAAAGUAAGGUAAAGACAAAAUACAACACCCUAAAUUAGAACAAAAAAUGAGAUUAAGGCCUUGUCGUUCAAAUCAGUUUUGAUCUCUAAAAAUGAACACUCCUUGCAUAGCCUUUCCAGAAGAGUAAAAGCUGAUAUUUGCUUUAGGAAUUGGACAAAUGUUGUAUUGAAUUAUGAAUGACUGGAUUAUGAAUCGUUUGUCAAUUAGACUGAUAGAAAAACCAGGUGCAUCCCAGCGGAAAAGAAUCUUGUUUGUGGAAAGACAGAAGUGUAUCUUUUUUGAUGUGUUAUAGUGGAGAAAAAUAUAAAUACAUAGUUAUUUAUUGUAGGUGUUGUCUAUUAUCCCCCCUUGGUUUUUCAUUUGUUAGCCACAGUGUGAUAAGCCUCAAAUUUGACCCUUUUUAAAAUUAAUAAAGUUGCGUUGCUUCUGCUAGUUUGGUCUCGGCAAAGGGAAUUAUCUUGACUGAAAUGAAAGGAAUCUUUUACUAAAUGUUUGAAACGGUACAUAAUACAUCUUGAGGUAAGCUAUAUAAAAUUACAGGUAGGGAAAAAGCUGCCUUACCAAAAAUAGGUUGUAAUUUUGGGAUUUUAACAACGUGAUAUUGCAAGUAUAGUUCAUGGGGGGAUGAAUCGAUCAAGAAACAACGCAGUCAAAGUAUUAUGGAAAAUCUCAAUUACAGUAAGUGUAAAAAGAUAUGCAUUUAUGUCCAUUUGAAAUGUACUCAGAUAAAGUAAUGUUUUAUUAUUUGUCUCAAUCCUCCGACGUUCUCAUAAUAUUCAAAUGAAUACCUUCUCUUUUAGUAAGGUGUUGAAUACUCGUUUUCACCUUUUCGUGAUUUGACUAGCGUAAAUCUCACUUUUUAUCAUAUUACACCUGUAGUUUUCAAAAUUUUUUAUAAUGCUACAAUUUACUAUUGUAAUAUUUAUACCUUUUGUUUUAAUACAACCUAGUUUCAUUAAAUUGGAUUAUAUUUAUCGUGUAACAAUGAAUUUACGCGUCAUAUUACUUUCAUUGAAUGUUUCUCACAACAUGACUUUCUUCUGAUAUUAGUACUGUAGUUUUUCUUGCUUUAAUAGUACAUAAUGCCACAUUAUCCUCAUUACAUAACCUUUAAUAAAAUUAUGCCUCUGUAACUGGUAACACAUUACAAGAAAAUGUGACAUCUGUGAAUAUUACAGCUUUUUCAAGUAGUAUGAUUAUAGUUGGUUUGAAUUAUGACUUUAUUUUAGAGCUGCAGCUAUCAAUUAUUUUAGUAGUCAAUCGAUCAACUAGUUUGAAUAAUUGAAUAAUCUGAUUAGGAACAUUUAAUGCGUUGCAGAAUACAUUUUAGGAGAUAUAAAACAAAGGCUUGCCAAGUUUGUACUUUCAAAAGAGCAUUACCAGUAUAUGCGAAUACAAAAUGAAAUUCCCUGAGUGUUUCUUCAGACUAUCCAGAAUUGCUCUUUCAUUUAAAAAUAAAUCAAAGUUCCUGAGCUUAGCUUCAAAUGGCAUAAAAAAAUUAAUGAGGCUCUAAGUGCAACACCAGAACAAUUGGCUAACUUGCAGAGCAAAAGUCCGCUAGCUUCAUGCUAUAAAAUGCUAACAUUUUUUUUUUUUUUUUUUUUUUUACAAUGCUCUUAACAAAUCGUUCAAACACAUAUUCCCACAAAAAAACGACUGAAUAUACCUGUAAACUAAAUUACGAAUCCAUUAAAAAAAAAAAAUUCUCGAACAAAAACUUACCUUAGGUUGAUACUAACAGGGUGCAGCUGGAUUCAGCGAUGUUAAAUGAGUUAUGUCAUAUUCACAGUUGCAACUAGAGGGCAGUAUCUACCCAAAUCAAUGAAACUAAAUGCAGACACUUUCAAAACCAUUACAACGCCACUAUAAUUAAACGAAUACCUGAAGCAGCAAAAUUUGAUUCAAAGCUUUUUUCUAAUCGAAUAACUCGAGUUAAUCGAUUAAUAUUUCUACUUUAUUGGAAUAACGGGAGUCUGCAAAAUUAUUGUCAUAUGUUGCAAAUUACAAUUAUACCUUUUCCUGAGAUUUACAACUUUUUUUUCCCCACCAAUUCCUUUUCAUCUCACAUAAAAUUGAAUACUGUCUUGUCAUAUGAGUUGUUUGUACUGGUGUCAACAAUAAUCGAUGCGGCGAUGCAUCCCGGUUCGGGCCAUGGACGAUGCGAUUCGAUGCGGGCAACAAGCCGAAUCGAUUCAGCACAUAUUAAAAUAUAUAAGUCCGUUCAAAAAUCUUCCGGUGAUGCAAUGGAUUUGGUUUCCCCAUUUGUAUUAUUAUUCUCAUGUUUACCUGUAGAGGGAGCUACUGUACAAGCAAUGCAGGGGGGACGAGGAACCCAAAUCUGCUUCCUCACGGGAGUAACGUCACAGACAUGCGCAAUUGCGCAGUGCCAAUCGAGAAAGCAGAGAGAUAAGACAUAACAACAAUGGCUGAAGCGGAGAAAGAGGGAGCGCGAAAGAUUAUUGACGCACCAACGAAAGAUUAUUGACGCACCAAAGACAUUGAAAGCAGGUAUAUGGAGACAUUUUGGCUUCUAUGAGGUUGGUGGGGAAACUUGACCAAACUUAUGCGGUUUGUAAAAAAUGAAAGGCUGCUACUGUGUGUUUAAAAAAAAAAAAAAAAAAAAAAAAAAAGCCCUGGUCUCAUUCAAAGCACUAAUUAAAUGCGGUGAUUUUUUUUUUUUUUUAAUUAUUAUAUAUAUUAGUAUUUUCAUUUGACUACAACCAGGAAUGACACAAGAGCCUAUAAAAAGUUGUUUAAUGUCUGACCGCUUGUGUUGCCUCAUGAUUCACAAAACAUAUGCUUUGCUUUAGCAUUUUAAUGCAUCCUAGGCUUUAAUGCAUCGUGAUGCAUUGCCGAAUCGAACCGAAUCGAAUCGUGGCCCUCUGAAUCGAAUCGAAUCGUGGCCCUCCGAAUCGUAAUCGAAUCGAAUCGUGAGGGCAGUGCCGAUGCACACCUCUAGUAGUUUGGCCACUUUUUUCUUCUUGCAAUAGUAUUACAACUUUUGUCAUGACUUCUUUGUAUGUAAAUUGUUUCGGUUUUAUAAAAUCAUGACUUGUGAUAUUACGAUUCCAUUCUGGUGUUCGGUUCAAUUCAGUUGCAAAAGUGUGAUUAAAAUGACUUCAUGCAUGAAAGGGUUAAAAAACAACCUUCGUCAUUUUCUCACUUUAUCCCCAAGAAGUUAAUUUUUUUGUUUCUUCUGUUAUGUUACAACAUUGUAAUCCAAAUCUGAUCUUGAUUGCGACCUUUUUCCCCUCUUGUAACAGUGACUUCUCUUAUAACUACAACUUUUUUUCCCCAUAUAUUUUGGAGCUUUAUUCUUGUGCCAUAGGGUUAUGACUUCAUUGUCAGUAUGUUUGUUUUCAGCAUGGCCUUAAUACCCCUUGAUGCAUACCAACAGCAGGACCGAGCAUGACAAUGUUUAACACCCCCUAAAACUAAUUUGGGGGAUCAUUUGAUCGCUGAGAAUAUUGACGUAGUGUGAUAGUUUAAAUGCCCACACCUUUCACAGUUAAUGAAGGAACCAUAUUCAAUGCUAGGAUGCUAACGGGAUUUCUGUGUAUGUAACAUGAACUACCUAAGCUUUGACUGCAUCAUGUGUUUUGCAUGCAGUAUCUAUUCGUGUGUAGAAUUUAUAAAUGCAGUGCUCUCACCAGGAAGCGUGCCAGCUUUAGCACGGCGUGUAUGGCUAAUGCCGACUGAAUGAAGCUUGAGCAUUUAUGCUUGUUUUUCCUUUCUUCUGAGUGUGUGCAUUGUGUGUAAGGACAUUUUGUUGUGGCCAAAGAAACAAUUGGGCUUGACACGUGUUUUUUCUUUGCAUCACCUGGCCUUUUCUUUGCAGGUUUUUGAAUUCUGGUAAUGCCAUAGCUCUCCAGUUGAAGCUCUUCUUAGGCCUUUCACAACACAUGCACACAGUCAGCAUAGCAGCAGAGUGUAUUUGUUGAGUUGCAAGUAAUGUCAAGGGUAGAACUAAAUCUAAAUAUUUGGCAGUCACUAUCCAGCUGAUGUUUUAGUUAUCUGAAAAAGUCUUUGGAUGUGUUUUGUAUUGACUAUAUUUGAGUGUAGUUUUUAUGUGAAUGGCUGUGACUUCAACAUAAAUAAAUGCAAAAAAAGAAACGGCUGCUGUCAAAAUGCGUAUUACAUGCAAACACUGUAACACAACAUUUACCGAUACAUCACAAAGCGUCAUUUUUCAAUUUUCCUUUUAUUCAGAACUAGCCAUGUACCGGUAUGAUAUUCUGACUGUAUGAUAACCUUAAGCCAAAAUUUCGCGAUAUCACGGUAUUGCAAUUACAGCUCUAAAAUGUGUUACUUUGAGAUAUCUGGGUUUUAAAAAAACUUUUUUUUUCUCUCCAUUGAGCAGAAUUUUUAUUUUUCAAAACAUAUUAGCAAAUUGAACAUAAGUAUGUUAAAAUGAUUUUUUUUUUUUAAAUUCUAAAUAAAAUUAAAAUAAAUGCAGUCUUUUAGGUGAGCCUAAAUCCACAGACACAGCUCUACAUUAUUACCAUCAGAACAAAAAUAAUUGAAUUAUUUUCCAUAAAAAGCAUGUGUGUAUGAGUCGUAUCAUGUUUACAUUAUACACAAACUCAACAGACAGUUGGCAGAGAGAAAAAAAUGUUUUACCACCGCUAGACAACCUAAACACGCUGGAGUUAACUCUUGUAGCGGGUGGGAAAUGUUCAUGACAGUGUUUACUAACCUUUAAUUUUGUGUAGAUGCGACAUCAUAUUGGAGGUAUUGCCUCCUCGGGAGCCACCCUCCACAAACAUGUUUUACAUGUCGGUUGGCCCUCAUCCUCUUAAGCCACGGCCAUCUGUAGCUUUUCUGUAGCCGAAGUAUUCCCAUACCAGCGGUUUCAUUUUCUUCAAUUGGUGGAAAAUUUCAGGAGUUUUACCUCCUCCAGCCAUCGUGUAGCACAGCUGACUGACUGACACUGAGUAACAGCCGGCAGGGGAGGGUUGAGCCUUACAGCUGCAAGCGAGGGAUUUUUCCAUGUGUUUUUGGGACAUAAAAAAUUGCGAAUACCUUAGGGACAGUAUGACAAAUUUUUGCGGUUUUGAAACCUUGACAUUUUCAUACCACGUUAUACUUUGAAACAGGUAAUCAGCACAGGUCUAUUCAGAACCCAGCAAAGUAUGGUAUUGCCACAACUGCACAUUGUUGCACAGCAUCCCACAAUCUGAUAAUUAGAUGACUAAAAGCAAGUAGCUAGGGUUUCCCACAGAGAGCCUGGUGUUAGAGAAGCCCAGGGGUUUUUGGAAAUAAAACGUUUACAGGAAUUUUAAAAUUAUGAUCUUGUCUGUUAUUAUAAGCUAUUUGAUAACAAUUAAGCUUAAUCAGUCAUGAAAUACUUUGAACAAACAAAAAUGCAAGACAAAUUGCAUUGGCAUAGAGCUGGGACAGGUUUGUUCACAUAUUGACCAAAGUAAGUCGCCAUUGCGCUUUCAACCGUAACACCAAACGUGGUUAAAAUGUAAUUUCUUCUGUAUCAAUGUUUUAGCCUGGCUGUCGAGGGGCAAGAGAAGCCUGGCGAAACCCCAGGCUUAUAAAGCCGUGGUGGAAAUCCUGAGUAUCUAUUGUCAACUUCACCCUUUUGUAGCAGGAUUACAAAACAUCUGCUGGGUUGUCUUUAACACACUUUAAAAACAGCAAGACUGAAACAGGUCAACAAAAAAUGAUUUAGACUGUACAGGUAAUACUCAGGCUACGAAGGCGUUCCGUUCCUACUCUGGCGACGUAUCCCGAAUUUCCGCGUAAGUCGAAUUAACCCUUUAAAACAGUGGUCUCCAAACUAUUCCACAUAGGGCCGCAGGAUUUCAUUCCAACAAAACAAGACAACACCUAUGCACUAAUCUGGUGUCGAUUACAGUCAGGUGCUCCUUGUUUUAGCAGAAACCUUCAUUGGUUAAAUUGUCGGUACUCGAUUGGUUGGAACGAAAACCAGGACCCACAGCAGCCCUUGAGGAGCGGUUUGGAGACCCCUGCUUUAAAAAUUAAAAAUUACUAUCCAAAAAGUCCAAUAGUUUUGUUUUUUUUGUUUAAUGGUGGAGGAUGCACUGCCCUCUGGUGGCAGCAUUGGGUCUGGCUGGACUGUCGUUCAAUAAUGCUUCUACAGUGGUAUGAAAAAUAUCUGAACCUCUUGGAAUUUCUCACAUUUCUGUAUAAAAUGUGAUCUUUUUCAAAACCACACAGAUGAAAAAACAGCAUCUGCUUUAAGUAAUAGCACCCAAACAUUUUACAGGUUUUCAUAUUUUAAUGA
Molecule: messenger RNA, 9294 nt
Organism: Corythoichthys intestinalis (scribbled pipefish)
Lineage: Eukaryota; Metazoa; Chordata; Actinopteri; Syngnathiformes; Syngnathidae
Gene: ark2n
Product: arkadia (rnf111) N-terminal like PKA signaling regulator 2n
Exons: 3
Coding region: 268-1515 (415 amino acids)
Source: RefSeq, a predicted model, not a curated record